Molecule: messenger RNA, 2411 nt
Organism: Cheilinus undulatus (humphead wrasse)
Lineage: Eukaryota; Metazoa; Chordata; Actinopteri; Labriformes; Labridae
Product: natural killer cells antigen CD94-like
Exons: 7
Coding region: 149-1039 (296 amino acids)
Source: RefSeq, a predicted model, not a curated record
UCAUCUGAUCACUCGCCUUUACAUUACUGUCUGCAUCACAAAACCAAACCACACUGACGAUGAAGACCGCUGUACUCGUCUACAGCGGUUAAACUUUCUAUUUCUGUGUGUCAGAGAGUUCGAAUUACCAGAUGAACCUUGUCCAGUGAUGGAGGAACAGCUGAAUUAUGCUGAAGUGACUUUCAGCUCUAAAAAUGGCGUUUCUGCAUUUGAGAAACCAGACGAGAUGGAAAUAAUAUAUGAUGAAGUGAAAACUGAGGAGCAGACAGGUCCUACCACACCACCUACCAUACCAGUGGAAACUGAACAGAAAGCUCGGCUGUGUACUCCUGUUCAUGUUGUGGCUGCAGGUUUGGGGAUUAUCUGCGUCAUACUGGCAUUAUUUAUCAUCAUCCUUAAAAUCCAACUCAACACAGCCAUGUCAGAGCAUCUCAGAGAUAAAAACAACUUAACGGCUCAGAAUCAGCAGUUAUGGUCCGAGAAGGCCGACUUACAGAGGAAAACACAAGAGCUGACCAGAGAAAAAGAAGGACUCAGCUGGACCCUCGGAGUCAUCUUGGAGCACAACAACUUCCCAGUAGAUCAACACUGCCCGCAGAAAGAGUGUAAACCUUGUCUGGACAACUGGGUACAGUUUCAGUCAAACUGUUAUCUUUUUAUGAAUGGGCCAUAUUCCCAAUGGAGGUAUUGGAAGGACAGUCGGGGAGAAUGUGGGAAAUUUAAUGCAGAGCUGGUGGUGAUUGACAGUCAAGAGGAACAGGAAUUCAUCAACUACCACACAGAGAUAUAUGAUGAUGAAAAGCAUGGCUACUGGAUUGGCUUGAGCAAAGAGUCUUGGACAGAGACAUGGAUGUGGGUCGAUGGAAGCAACUUCACUGUGGCGUACUGGAGGGAUCAACCUGCCAGCUCCCGGCUGAAUUGUGCUUUAAUCUCGCCACAUGGAGAGCCUCUGGCCAACUGGCAGAAAACAAGCUGUACCAUGUAUAACCGCUACAUCUGUGAAAGCAGAGCCUUGAUCAAACCAGAAUCAGCAGCAUAGUCAGAGUCAUUUUAACACAAAGGCAAUCUGAUCUUCUCUACAUUAGAGCAUUCUCUUUGUCAGUCAUGACGUGAAACAUGCUCUAAAAUGAGCAAGUUUUUUUCUUCUUGUCGUUGUUUUAGUUCUUAUGUGUUCUCAAAUUUUAAAGUGUAGGCUACACAAAUGUUUUAUUUUGUAUUGUACAAUAUCAUGCUUACAGUUUUUUAAUAAUCCACUGCAAUCAUAUAUGUUAAGAGAAAUGGCUACCAAUUACAAACACUUGGAAAAUAUGUGGUUAAAAAACAUAAAUUCAUAAAUAGACCAUAAAUAUUCAGAUGGACUCCUUCUGAUGCCAGUGCUCUUUCAACAGGACAAUAUUGUAAGUUUGUUUGGAUCUAUUUUCUGCUGUGGAUGAACACAGAUUUUAUAGUAGGGUGAAUUUCCUUAAAAUUACAGCUCCCAUGUGACUGGAACAAAAUAACAAGUCUGAGUGAUUUAGAUGGAAGAAAAACUCAAAUAUUUGUUGGGCUUGUUCUUUAAAUACAUUGUUACUGAUAUGAAUUCAGUGUAGGAAUAAUGAAAUUAUAAUAAAAUAAUAAAAUUAUUCAGCAUUGCCAAACCUUCACCAGAUACUCUAAUCAGGGCCAAGCCAAACUGGGGGAUCUAUGACAGUUAGGAAAAUCAUGGUCCAUUUCAGAGUGAAUCUAUGAUAACCAUAUUUUAUUUUUAACCUGAAUAAUCACCACUCUUAAUAAAGACACAAAAAAUGUUUCAUUUCAGCUUUAUUACAGUAUGGCCUUUUUAAAAAAUGUAAGUCUUUUUCUUGAAACAGAUUUUCCAGAUGCCAGACUUAAUAGAUUAGCCAUAAUGUGGAGAAAUGUUAGGAUGCCAGAGAAUAAAGUAGAAGGAACCUAAAGAACUUUAAGGGGGAAAUAAGUAACUACUUAAAGUGUCAAAAAAGUGGCAAUUUGCAAAAAAAAAAAUGGCUAAAAGUGGCAAAAAUUGGCAGAAAAAUGAAAAAAAAAGUGGUUACAGAGUGGCAAAAUGGAUUGAGAAAGGCAUAAAUGGUCAAAGUGUUGAUGUGCUUUGACUUCUAAUGUCUUGGCGACUUGGUUUACAGCAUGUCUCAGUAGGUGGAGUCUGUCCACUCUCAACAGGAAGGUCAGGGGUUCGAUCCCCAGCUCCUGCAGUAACAUGUUGAUUUCUCCUUAAGUAGGACACUUAACCCCAAAAUUGCUCCCACUGUUGCAUUGGUCUGUGGAUUUAUGUGAAUAUACAGUGCUUAACAAAUUUAUUAGACCACCACCCAAAGUAAGGUUUAUGCCACAGCUGCCCUAAAUUAACAGCAUUGGUAAAAUUACCAAAAUCAUUUUUUAUGUUUCUGCAAUGUCAA